UGCCGGGUCUCCCCACUUAGCAGCCAGAACUUCGGUGACGGCUGGCGCGUGGCUCUGAAGUGAGUGAAAUAGGAUAAAUUCCCCCGACUCAGGAAAAGGCAGAGGCAAGGAAUUGAUUUCAAGAUGUUUGACAAUAAUGUUACCGACCAUAAGCCAAAUGUGGAAGCCAUAAUUAAAAAUAUUAACACAAUUUCUUUGGAGUUGAAGAAAAUGAAAGAGCUCUCCCAGUUACUGCUUUGUGACCUGACCCUAUGUUUUAGUCAUCCCGUGAAGACGGAUGAUUUAAAGGAAACAGAAAGAAACAACCCCCUCUUUGAAGAGUCUAAAAUGUCAGAUGUAUCUCUUGCUUCUGACAGCUUUUUAAUCUGAUUUUUUAUUUAUUUGUUGUGAAUUUAUAACUUUUUAUUGUUGAAUUAACACAUACCUAGGAGAAUUGAGUUUACUAAUAUAUUU
Molecule: messenger RNA, 453 nt
Organism: Balaenoptera musculus (blue whale)
Lineage: Eukaryota; Metazoa; Chordata; Mammalia; Artiodactyla; Balaenopteridae
Gene: C3H5orf58
Product: chromosome 3 C5orf58 homolog
Exons: 4
Coding region: 124-369 (81 amino acids)
Source: RefSeq, a predicted model, not a curated record